Nicotiana tabacum (common tobacco) is the source of this 459-nucleotide messenger RNA. The record is from RefSeq and is a predicted model, not a curated record. Lineage: Eukaryota; Viridiplantae; Streptophyta; Magnoliopsida; Solanales; Solanaceae.
AUGAUACUUCCAAAUUGGGAAUUGGAAGAUACACAUGAUGAUGUGGGUGAGGGUAAGGGUGAGGGUGAAGGUAGGGGUGAAGGUGGGGGUGAGGAUGAGGGUGAGGGUGAAGGAAGAAAUAUAAGAGGUCUUAGAUACGUAGCUUCUCGUGGACGUCCAAGGUUGAAUAGAUAUAGAGGGCGAAUUGAUUCAUACUUUAGAAGUUCACAAACGGGUGGUAGAAGUGGAGUUAGAGGUAAUAUUAGGGGUAGAAGUGGUGGUAGAGGUAGUGGUAGAGGUGUUGGUAGAAGUGGUGGUAGAGGUGGUGGUAGAGACCAUGGUAGCGGUGGUGGAAAUACUGAGCAAGAGGAAGGAAUUGAGAUAAAGAGUGGAAGGGGCUACUGGAAAGUGAAAUGGAUGCAUGAAGGGGUGGAAGGGGCUGCUAGGAUGUGUAAUGUCCGCAUGGAAGAGCGGAUAUGA